GGUGGAUACUGUGUGUCCAUACUAUCACCUUAAACUUUAAGUUAACUUCCAUUAUCCUCUCUGCCUAUAAAAGGACCCCACAAGGCCAUCACAGAACCCUACCCAGCAGCCAUUUCUACAUUUUAGUCUCGCUCGUUCAAGCCAAGCAAAUAGGGGAUUGAGUAUAACAACUGGGCGCAGCCAAAAAAUAAUGAGUACUAAAGGAGAGCCGAAGGUUCAUCACUGUGGUAUUGCGAUUUUAGAUCCAAAUGACAACUCUGGAGGGAAUCCAGGGGGUUCUUACAAUGCAAUGGCUACAAAAGGGCAGCAAUCUAACAGUCAGCAAUGGAUUUCCAGGAACAGCAUUGUGGACAAGCAGACUGGUUCAUAUGCUAAGACAACUGUGAAGCAGAGCUAUUCUUCUGGAGAUGUAUUCAAGGAGAGGUCCACUGGUAGAGUUGGUCACAAGGAUGAGUUAAAAACAACUAGUACUUUUAAGGUGGGUGACAAAAGUGGUUACUACGAGUACCAGGUGGAGGAGAGGUUUCGCAAGGUCGAUUAUGGGAAUAGCAGCAGCAGCAACAAGAAGUAUUUGAAGUAGUUAUAUAAUUGUGUUUGAUGGUCAUCUAGUAAUAUGGAGUUUGAACUUUCUAUAUAGGUUAUGUUGCUUUCUAAGAUUGAAUUGAUAAUGACUUUUCAGUGGUUCUGUUGCUUUACUAUGCAAAUGUGGCUAUGUUUCUAAGAUACUAAGUGUUUGCUUUUUAAUGUGCUUGUUAUGUCAAUUUCUGUCAUGUUAGUUCUCCUUAUGGCUAAUGCUUAUUAUGGUAUUAGCAGAUGCAUUUUUUUUUAAUGAUAUACUUUCUUUCUGCA
Jatropha curcas is the source of this 849-nucleotide messenger RNA. The record is from RefSeq and is a predicted model, not a curated record. NCBI's taxonomy places the organism in Eukaryota, Viridiplantae, Streptophyta, Magnoliopsida, Malpighiales, Euphorbiaceae.